Gloeophyllum trabeum ATCC 11539 is the source of this 1676-nucleotide messenger RNA. RefSeq names its product Queuine tRNA-ribosyltransferase. Gene Ontology annotation, cellular component: cytosol. The transcript is spliced from 12 exons. NCBI's taxonomy places the organism in Eukaryota, Fungi, Basidiomycota, Agaricomycetes, Gloeophyllales, Gloeophyllaceae. Gene Ontology annotation, molecular function: tRNA-guanosine(34) queuine transglycosylase activity. The record is from RefSeq and is a predicted model, not a curated record. The coding region runs from base 1 to 1263 and encodes 420 amino acids.
AUGCCGGCACUUCAGUUCGAGAUCCUCGCCACAUGUCACACGACCAAAGCCAGAGUCUCCCGCAUGACCCUCCCUCACGGAGUUACCGCUCUUCCCGCUUUCAUGCCUGUAGCCACGCAGGCCGCCAUCAAAGGCCUCACCCCCCAGCAAGUCGAAUCCCUGGGCAUCACCCUCAUCCUGAACAACACCUACCACCUCAACCUGCGCCCGGGCACCAAGGUCCUGCAAGAAGCAGGCGGCGCGCACAAGUUCCAAGGAUGGCGGCAUAACCUGCUUACUGACAGUGGCGGAUUCCAAUUGGUGUCGUUGAGCAAGUUCACGAAGAUUACGGAGGAGGGCGCGUUGUUCUCUAGCCCAUUUACUGGGGAACCUACUAUGCUUACGCCAGAGGAGAGUAUCUCGAUACAACAUGCCAUCGGAGCAGACAUCAUGAUGCAGCUAGAUGACGUUGUAUCCAGCUUAACCACAGGUCCUCGCGUCGCCGAAGCAAUGGCCAGAUCCGUACGGUGGCUCGACCGCUGCAUAGAAUACCACGAGAAAUCAGGAAGAACAGACGUCCAAAAUCUCUUCGCGAUCGUCCAAGGCGGCCUUGAUCCGGAACUGCGAAAUCAAUGCCUCGACGAGAUGAUACAACGAAAAGACCGAGUUGCGGGGUACGCGAUUGGGGGGUUGAGCGGGGGCGAAGCUAAAGAUACAUUUUGGAGAAUAGUCAAGCAAUGCGCAGAUAAGCUCCCAGCAGACAAGCCACGAUAUUGCAUGGGAGUUGGGUUUGCGGAAGAUCUCCUCGUAUGCGCAGCACUAGGCGUCGACAUGGCGGACUGUGUGUUCCCAACACGUACGGCGCGUUUCGGCGUGGCUCUCACCUUCAAAGGACCUAUGAAUCUAAAGUUGGGCAAACAUGCCACAGAGUUUGUGCCGAUAGACGAGAACUGCCCUUGUCCGACAUGCAAGGGCGGAACCACCAGAGCCAUGCUGCAUCACAUAGUCACCCUCGAAACCGUCGCCGCUCACGCUGUCACAAUGCACAACCUAACAUUCCAAGCCCAAGUAAUGGGCGGCGCGCGCGACGCCAUCCUCCAGGGCACCUUCCCGGACUACCUACACAAGUUCUUCGACAACUACUUCGGCGACGCCGGGUACCCCGAGUGGUGCGUGAACGCCCUAAGAAGUGUAGGCGUCGACCUCUUAGCGGGGAAGGAGGGCGCAAAGAUCGUGCAGGGAGACGGAGCACGAUGGGAGUAUUCCACGACAAAACGCAAGUAGCAGAAGCAGUAUAUAGAGUACAUGCGAGCAUUGGUAACAACAAACUACCGCCUCCCCUUCCGCCGACUGGGUCUCGCGUUCUUGGCCUUCCUCUGCUCGUACAGCUUGCGCUCCUUCCGGAUCUGCGCGGCGUUCUUGAGCUCGUUCUUGACGUGCCCCGCCGUCUGGCCGCCGUAUCUUUUGCUCGCUGCAAACCCUUUCUUCCCUCCCUUCGGUGAGGGUCCAUCCUCCUCUCCCGCGCCUUUCUUAUUCAGCUGCCGUGUCUUCCGCUCGUAAUCCUUGCUGAGCUUAUCCAGCGGCUUCGCAGCAGUCACCUUAUUAUGCUUGAACCGCCUCCCCCCGAAAUUACCCUUAUUCCUCGCAGUCUCAAGCUCAGCCUCACCCACCCGGGGCAGGUGCACCUUGCUCUUCGC